This is a messenger RNA of Zymoseptoria tritici IPO323, 4704 nucleotides long. RefSeq names its product ras GTPase. Gene Ontology annotation, molecular function: actin filament binding; calmodulin binding; GTPase activator activity. Gene Ontology annotation, cellular component: cytoplasm; mitotic actomyosin contractile ring. Gene Ontology annotation, biological process: regulation of GTPase activity; mitotic actomyosin contractile ring assembly actin filament organization; regulation of actin cytoskeleton organization. Lineage: Eukaryota; Fungi; Ascomycota; Dothideomycetes; Mycosphaerellales; Mycosphaerellaceae. Bases 1 to 4704 code for a protein of 1567 amino acids. The transcript has 3 exons. The record is from RefSeq and is a predicted model, not a curated record.
AUGCGCGCAAGCACAAGACCGCGAUCAAGAGGCCACGUUCGUUUCAACUCCACGGAUCCUGCAGUACCACAACUAGACGGCGAACUCGACGAUCUGAAAAAGUCUUCCACGCCUCAAUUGCAGCAUCUCAGCAGACUAGCCGGAGACAGCACAGAAGAGCUGAAUGUCCACUCAGCGGAAGAGCAGGUCACGGGACUGAUUGGCAGACGGCGGCUACAACGAUCUGGGACAGUCAAGCCGAGUGGGAAAUCGUCAUUCACCAGCACAAGAUGGAUGGAGACACAGAGAAAACAUCUCGCAGCUUACGAGUAUCUUUGUCAUAUUGGAGAAGCUCGAGCAUGGAUAGAGGAUGUCCUUGACCCUACGAAACUGCCUCCAAUCGUGCAGCUUGAAGAAGCACUCCGAGAUGGUGUCACGCUUGCAGAGGUUGUCGUGCGACUGGCGCACAGGCUCCCUCCAGAUUCACAGCGCUCGCUCGGGUCGCAGCGCAUUUUCCGCUCAGCACCACUCUCUUUCCGACACUCCGACAACAUUGCCCUCUUCUUCCGGUUCCUCGCCGAGAUCGAGCUGCCCGAGCUCUUCCGCUUCGAAUUGAUCGAUCUGUACGAGAAGAAGAACAUUCCCAAGGUCAUCUACUGUAUCCACGCAUUGUCAUGGCUCCUUUUUCGAAAAGGAAUCGUGGACUUCCGCAUCGGCAACCUCGUUGGUCAGCUGGAGUUUGCAGAUCACGAGCUGGAAGAGACCCAGAAAGGCAUUGAUCGGAGUGGAGUUCAGAUGCCCAACUUUGGUGGCAUGCGUGAGGCAAUGCAAGUCGAGGAAGAACCCGAGCCCACGCCAGAGGAAGCUCUUGCUGAUCAAGAGCACAUGAUCGUGGAUCUCCAAACACAAAUCCGAGGCGCUUUGGUGCGAUUGCGUUUAGGUGAGAAUAUGCAGGAGCUUUGGGAUGUUGAAGAGCACAUUGCACAUUUCCAAGCCCUGGCCCGCGGUGGGUUCGCACGAGAGAUUUUCGACUUCCGUUUUGCGAUGGACUUAUCCACUCGUCGAUUUCAAGCCGCCUCCAAGGCGUUUCUGGUGAGAAAGAAGCUACAUCAGAAGAGGGCGGUGUGGAAGGAGAACAAAGCCGAUGUGAUCAAAGUCCAGAGUCUCUGGCGAGGACGGCAGCAAAGAGCAGAGACCAAGACUAUCAAGACCCAACUCCGUGCCGAGAGGCACGGCCUCAGAGAGCUACAGUCAGCAAUACGUGGAGCGCUUGGACGUUGGAGAGCCGGUGAUCUCUGGCAUGAGGCACGAGACGAGAAGACCGAGGCUGGCGUGCAGGCGUUCCAAGCUGCAGCGAGAGGCGCAAUGGAGAGGAUGAGAGUCGGCGCCAUCAUGAAUCAGCUUUGGGACGUUGAAGACACGAUAUGUCAGUUUCAAGCUCAUGUUCGUGGGUCUCGUGUGAGGAAACUAGCUGUGAAGCAGAAGGUUGCUGCUCGACAGGCUGCCGUUGAAGUUGUCAAACUCCAAGCGGCCGCGAGAGGUUUGAUUGAGCGGCUUCAGCAACGGCACCUCCAUGGCGAGCGCAAGAUUGAGGAACCCAGUGUGAUCAAGGCACAAGCUGUGGCCAGAGGACUUAUCGAACGACUUCGACAGGCUCGCACAAAGGGUGCACUUCAGGGACGAGAAUCGACCAUCAUCAAAUUCCAAACACUCAUCCGAGCUCAAGCGGCAAAGUCCCUGCAUCUGGAUGUCAAGGAGGAGUUGGCUGCGCAUGUAGAACACGCUUCCUCGCUCCAAGCGCUGAUCCGUGGGCAAGCAGCACGUCUGCGAACAGCCCGCACGCAAGAAGCAUUGAGAAAGCACGAGCAAGGAGUACGCGACCUCCAGUCCUUCAGCCGUGCCAUGUUGCAAAGGAGGAGCAUCGGCGAGAAACUCGGCGCCCUUGAGAAAGUCGAAACCCAACUUACCGCCCUUCAAUCUAUGUCCAGAGCCUACAUCGAGCGACAGCGCAUCUUUGAGCAACUCGUCGCCAUGGAGAAACAAGAAAGCAGCAUCAUCGAGCUACAAUCCCUCGCCCGCGCUACACUACUCCGCAGCCAGAUUGGACAGCUCCUAGCUGGACUGGAAGACCACGAAGAGGCGCUGACCGACUUUCAAUCUACGAUUCGUGGAUUCGUGGUCCGCAAACGCUUUGCGGAGAAGCAGAAGCACUUCAGGGAGAACAUGCAGAAAGUCAUCAAAUUGCAAUCUUUCGUCCGCGCGAAACAGCAAGGCGAAAGCUACAAGAGCUUGGUCAGCGGAAAGAACCCACCACUUCCUGUAGUGCGCCGUCAUUUGCACUUGCUCACAGACUCGAAUCUGGAGUUUGAGGGCGAGCUUGAAGCCGAGCGCCUACGCCGACAAGUGGUCGAGAGUGUCCGAAGAAACGAGAUGGUCGAGAGCUACGUCGAGGGUCUGGAUGUCAAGAUUGCCCUGCUAGUCAAGAACAAAAUCACGCUGGACGAGGUGGUCAAGCAUCAGAAGCAUUUCGGUGGAUCUGCGUCGCAGUUGCUUCGCACCGGGAGCACUCUUGCUACAUCGACGGGCCUGGAUCUGAAAGCGCUCAACAAGAACUCUCGCAAGAAGCUCAUAGGGUACGAGGAGCUUUUCUUCAUGAUCCAAACACAGCCACAGUAUCUGGCGAGAGUGUUCGCCGUGCUCAGCGCGAGAGGCCUGGCGGAGAAAGAUAGCAAGAACAUGGAGAGGCUGAUCUUGACUCUCUUUGGGUAUGCUCAGAAAGCCAGAGAAGAGUAUCUUAUGGUGAAGGUCUUGGCCACCAGCUCCCAACAGACCGUUGCGAACUGCCAGAGCAUCGAGGACUACAUGCGUCAGCAAAAUGGCAACUUCCAAAGUCGUCUGCUUCUCAACUAUAUCCGCAGUCCCAGAGAGCGAGCUUACCUGAAGACGCUACUGGGUGGCAUGGUCAAGAAUGGGAUUUGUGCGCAGGAUCAUCUCGACCUGGAGAGUGACCCAUUGCAGAUCUACCGCGCUAUCUUGAACAAUGAGGAGCUUUCGACUGGACGACCAUCGCAGCGGCCGAGAGACAUGCCUAGAGAGAUGGUCAUCAGGCAAGAAGAUGUCCGACCACGAUAUGUCGAGCAUCUGGAGGACCUGCGAGAUCUUGGUGACGGCUUCUUCCUCAGCUUGGAGGAGACUCUGCAUCGUAUGCCAUAUGGGCUGCGAUAUAUCGCAUCCGAGCAGCACCGCGCACUCUGCGCUCAAUUCCCAAGAGACGAUCCAGGACACCUUGCUAUGCUUGUGGGCGGUUGGCUAUGGAAGGUCUACCUCCUUCCUGCGCUCAAGGAGCCUGAGAUGUGGGGCGUGAUCGAUCGCGGUCUCAGCCCGUUGCACAAACGAAAUCUCGCACAGGUCACCAUUGUACUCGGCCAAGUCGCCAGUGCAGGCCGCCUGUUCGGGCCCGAAAAUAUCUACCUGCAGCCGCUCAACAAUUGGAUCACCGAAUCUCUGGAUCGAUGGCAAGGAUGCCUGCAGCAUAUUUUCGAUAUUCCACCUGCGGAGGAACACUACGAUGCUGAUCAGUUUAGCGAUUUGUACUCGAGGACAAAGCCUACGCUUUACAUUAAGCUGGCGGACAUCUUUGCGCUACACAGUCUGAUCACGGACAACAUUGCCGCCGUUGCACCGGCGAGAGACGAUCCCAUCAAGGAGCUGCUCGCGGACUUGGGCACGGCAAAGAGCAACGAGAGUGAUCUUGGAAGUGCGACCAACGGCGGAGAGAUCACUCUGACACUGAAGUCGCGAUUCACGGUCCAGGAGGAUCCCAAUGCCGAAGCCAGGGCACUGUUCACCAACACGAAACGCCUCGUGCUCUACAUCAUCCGGGUGCAGUCUGGCUCGAACCUCAUGGAGAUCCUCCUCCGGCCGAUCACUCAUGACGAUGCUGACCGCUGGAUCGCCCUCGUCCAAGAGGAGCUCCCACCUUCAUCCUUUUCCGAAGACCGCCGCGACCUCCUCGACCUUCAAUCCAUGACCUACGCUGAGCUCAAAUCCAGCGCACUUGAAAACAUCCUCCACCUCGAGAAUGCCGCUGUCCCUCCCCAGUACCGCGUAUCUCGAAACAACAACUAUCAAGAACUUCUCAAUGCUCUUGCAGCCGAUAUCCGUCAGAAGCACCGCCGCCGUCUGGAGCGCCAACGAGACGUCGAGUCAACGAGAGCCACCCUCUCCCAGCUGGACGACAAGGCCACAUUCUUGGAAGACCAACUGAAGAGCUACAACGACUACAUCGAACAAUGCCUACACACCCUCGCUUCGAAGAAAGGAACCAAGAACAAAUUCCUCAUGCCCUUCACCAAACAAUGGAGUCACGAGCGCGAACUCGAACGACAAGGUCGGCAACCCAAGUUCGGAUCGUACAAGUACUCCGCCCGCCAACUCGCCGACAAGGGCGUCCUGCUCAGCUGGGACGGUCUGCCGCAAGAUCAGUGGGGACAUGUCGACGUCGUCAUCUCGAGUGAUGAGGUUGGCGUGUUUUGUCUGGAGGCCAGUUCUGGCGCGAUGAUGAUUCCUGGUGCUAGUGAGGUGGUGUUGCUGGAUGAUCUGUUGCAGGCGCAGUUCGAUGGGAAGAGUGCGGUGGGCGUGUUUGAAGGACAGGGGAAGGGUGCAAGGUUGGGAGUGAAUUUGUUGUUGCAUUUGGUUUUCAAGAAGUUUUAUAAGGAUGGUUGA